Messenger RNA from Biomphalaria glabrata, 4484 nucleotides. RefSeq names its product protein flightless-1 homolog. Gene Ontology annotation, cellular component: actin cytoskeleton; nucleus; cytoplasm. Gene Ontology annotation, biological process: actin polymerization or depolymerization; actin filament severing; barbed-end actin filament capping. Gene Ontology annotation, molecular function: phosphatidylinositol-4,5-bisphosphate binding; actin filament binding. The record is from RefSeq and is a predicted model, not a curated record. Bases 55 to 3804 code for a protein of 1249 amino acids. NCBI's taxonomy places the organism in Eukaryota, Metazoa, Mollusca, Gastropoda, Planorbidae. The transcript is spliced from 35 exons.
AUUUUAGUAGACCUAGGAACGAUAACUGUUUGUUAAUCCAAAAAUCUGCUCAAAAUGGCGACUACUGGAGUUUUACCUUUUGUGAGGGGCAUAGACCUAACACACAAUGAUUUUUCGAGAAAUUUUCCUGACCAUGUACAAGAUAUGACAGGGCUUCGAUGGCUACGGCUGAGUCACACAAAACUUGCUGAAAUUCCAAAAGAAAUAGGAUUUCUUAACAAAUUGGAGGAUCUUGUUAUGGUACAUAAUGAUAUCCAGUCACUUGGUAAAGAGUUACCUUUGCUUCCAGCUUUACACAGCAUCAAUUUCAGGUUUAACCAGUUAACAGAUUCUGGAGUGCCAAGCAAAAUAUUUACUGGGAAUGACCUUUCCAUUGUGGAUUUAAGUCACAAUAAAUUGAGUCAAGUCCCUCCAGAGCUGGAAAACAGCAAAUCUGUUUUAGUUCUCAACUUAAGUCAUAAUCAAAUAGAAAUGAUUCCAAAUCAGUUAUUUAUAAACCUGACUGAUCUUGUUUUUGUGGAUUUAAGCAAUAAUAAUUUAGAAACCCUCCCCCCUCAAAUGAGAAGAUUGACGAGUUUACAGACUUUGAUACUAGACAACAACCCUUUGAUCCAUGCUCAACUCAGACAGCUUCCAGUUUUGACAGCUUUACAGACACUAAAAAUGAAGAACACUCAGAGGACACUUAAUAAUUUCCCAACUGGACUUGAUACUCUGACUAACUUGCAAGAUGUUGACUUGUCCUACAAUACAUUGACUCGUGUGCCAGAAGCAUUGUAUAAAUUGGAAUCUCUGAAACGUCUCAACCUCAGUGACAAUGAAAUAACAGAGUUAUCUCUAAUGAUUGAUAUUUGGACUAAGAUGGAAACUUUAAAUUUGUCUAGAAAUAAGCUCAAGGCUCUACCAUCCUCACUGCAUAAACUUCAGAGCCUUAAAAAACUUUACCUCAAUGGCAAUCAGUUGGACUUUGAAGGUAUCCCAGCCAAUAUAGGCAAACUACACAAUUUAGAAGUUUUUAGUGCUGCCAAAAAUAAUUUGGAAAUGAUACCAGAAGGACUUGGAAGAUGUGGAAGAUUAAAGAAACUGAUACUUAAUGAAAACAGACUUAUCACUUUGCCUGAUAUUUUACACCUUCUUCCUGAAUUAGAGACUCUAGAUGUGAGGGACAACCCAGAUCUUGUAAUGCCACCAAAACCACAAGAAGCCAAAUCUGCACUGCAGUACUACAACAUAGAUUUCUCUCUUAAUACACAGCUGCGACUUGCAGGGGCCCAACCUGUACCAGCCUCAGGACAGUCUCCAUCACCAAAGAGUGAUCCUGUUGCCAGGAAACUGAGACUCAGAAAAAGACGAGAUGGGCAAGAAAGUGAAAAGGUUUUGAAGGGUAUGAGAGAUGUGGCCAAAGACAAAGCAGAAGGUAAAGCUUCGAGAGAUGAAGAACAAAAAGAACCACUGAAACCUAAGCGCUGGGAUGAAAAUUUACACCGUCCACAGUUAGACUACAGUGAAAUAUUUGAUGAGGAUGUGGGACAAAUCCCAGGUUUAUCUUGUUGGGAAAUUGAAAACUUUUUACCUAACCAAGUGGAUGAAGGACUAAUUGGAAAAUUCUAUCAAGCUGAUUGUUACAUUAUUUUGAAGACAUUUAUAGAUGACUCAAACAGUCUUAGCUGGAAAAUAUGGUACUGGAUUGGAAAUGAUGCCACGCUAGAUAAAAAAGCCUGCUCAGCUAUUCAUGCUGUGAAUCUGCGUAAUUUAUUAGGAGCUGACUGCAGGACUAUUAGACAAGAGCAGAAUGAUGAAGAUGAAGACUUUUUAGAUUUGUUUGAAAAUGGUAUCUCUGUGAUUGAGGGUGGACGGACAUCUAGUGGCUUCUAUACAGUUGAAGAUGCGGAUCCAGAAUUUAGACUUUACAGAGCAACAGGAACUCUAUCAGUUCAUAUGGAAAGAUGUCCACUAGAUGUGAAUGUCUUAGAUCCAAAGUUUGUCUUUUUAUUGGAUGCUGGGCAGAAAAUCUUCAUAUGGAAUGGAGCAAAAUCAAAUCUGGUCACUCGAACAAAAUCUAGACUGAUAGCAGAAAAAGUAAACAAAAAUGAAAGAAAAGGUAAUGCUGAAAUCAAUCAGUUCCCCCAAGGUAAAGAGACAACUGAUUUCUGGAGAAGUUUAGGAGCACCACUAGAAGGGGUUGAAAUUAAGAGCAGCUCUCCAUACUCAGAGUUACCAGUAAGUGAUCCUAGACUGUAUAGAGUUGGUCUUGGAAAGGGUUAUCUAGAACUACCACAAGUUCAUAUUCCAAAGAAUCGUCUAGUGAAUACACUACUAGACACUAAAUGUGUAUAUAUUUUAGACUGUAUCACCGAUGUAUUUGUUUGGAUUGGAAAAAAAUCAACAAGAUUAGUCCGGGCAGCAGCUUUGAAAUUAGCACAAGAGCUUCAUGAUAUGAUUGAUAGACCUGAGUUUGUUACAAUUUAUCGUUGUUUAGAAGGGACUGAGCCACAGAUUUUCAAAACAAAGUUUAUUGGCUGGGAUGAUGUUUUACCUGUGGACUACACACGCUCUGUGGAAUCUAUAGCCAAACGAGGGGCUGAUCUCAAAGUUAUUAUGGAGAAGGAUAAGAUGCAAACAGACUUGUCUGCACUCUUCAUGCCUAGACAGCCUGCCAUGACUGAAGAAGAAGCAGAACAACUUGCAGCUGACUGGAAUGAGGAUUUAGACGGCAUGGAAUCUUUUGUUCUUGAAGGCAAAAAGUUUGUUCGUCUUCCUGAUGAGGAGCUUGGAAUAUUCCACACAGAAGACUGCUAUGUGUUCUUAUGUAGGUACUGGGUACCUGUGGAGUUACCUGAAGGUGAGGAGGAUCUUGAUGACGAGGACCUACCUGAAGAUGAGUUUAAAUGUAUUGUGUACUUCUGGCAAGGAAGAACUGCUUCAAACAUGGGAUGGCUUACUUUUACAUUUAGUCUUCAGAAAAAAUUCCAAGCUUUAUUUGGAGACAAACUUGAGGUUGUGAGACAAUUUCAGCAGCAAGAAAAUCUAACAUUCCUUUCCCACUUCAAGCGCAAGUUUAUUAUCAAGUUAGGUAAAAGACCAGCAGGUCGUCCAGCUGACUCUGCCAAAGUUAAGCCAAGUACAGAAUUCUUCCAGCUCAGAGCAAAUGGCAGCCCCAUUGCAACCAGGUGUAUUCAGUUGGAGAAACCGGAUGCAGUUUGGCUGAAUACUCAUUUUUGUUUUAUUUUGAUGGUACCCUUUGACAGUGAUGAUCUAAAAGGCAUUGUCUACGUCUGGGUUGGUAAGAAGGCUGACCACAAAGAGGCUCAACUUACUGAAGAGAUUGCUUAUAUGAUGUACAAGGAUAGCUUCACAGUUCAAAUGAUUAAUGAAGGAGAAGAGCCAGAGAAUUUCUUCUGGGUUGGUAUUGGUGGCAAGAAAUCUUAUGACCAGGAUGCCUCUUAUAUGCAUUAUGCUCGCUUGUUUAGAUGUUCCAAUGAAAAAGGCUACUUCACAGUAUCAGAAAAAUGUGCAGACUUUUGUCAAGAUGACCUUGCAGAUGAUGAUGUGAUGUUGUUAGACAAUGGAGAACAAGUUUAUCUUUGGGUUGGUAAAAAAACAAGUGAUGUGGAAAUCAAGCUGGCUUUUAAAAGUGCACAGGUUUAUAUACAACAUCUGCGUAACAAACAGCCAGACAAACCAAGGAAACUCUUACUUGCCAUGAAAUACAAAGAAAAUAGACAUUUUGUCAAAUGUUUUCAUGGUUGGGGCAAACACAAAGAGGUGAAAGAUUUUAAAACUCUGCUGCCAACUAUUUAUUGAUUGUGUUCUAUGAAAAAAAUGCAAUCCUUGUUUUAAGUUUUGUGUUCAAACCCUGUACACCCAGUUAACCAUGCUAGAAGUUUGGUCAAUUUGACUUCGAGAUUUUGCUGUGCAACUCUUUGUUUCUUUUCUGCUAUAGAGAUAAUUCUUUUUAUACUUAAAAGUGUCACAUUUAGAUUUCAAAUGUUCAUUGUGAUCUUUUCUGUGCACGGUUUAAGUUUACAAUGAUUACAUUGUAAUUCAAAUAAAAAAAAACUAAACUAAUGUUUUCUUUGGCUGUGGCCUUAUGUAUGUUUUUUUUUAAUACAGUUGAUACUUUAAUGUCUGUGAUAGAAAUCUUGCUAUACUUCUGACAAAGGCAAUUUACGAAUUAAAACUUUCUUUUUUAAAUUAUUUAAAAGGUAACUAUUAUGGUGCUAAUUAUCAUGUCAUCUAAAAUGUAACUUUUCUGUAUAAAAUUCUGAAUUUUCUGAUAAGAUUUUUUUUGCUUUGUAAUAUACUAUUUGUAAUAUCAGUUAUAAUUAGAUGCUAAGACUUAUAGAUGUACUUAAUGAAUACAUCUGACAUAUGGCUGAUUACAUUUCAUACUUUCAAUAAUUAUAUUGAAUAUAUAACUAAACAAAUGUUUGUACAUUACUUUUUUAGCACUCAUAAGGAGUUAAUAAACUUAAUAAAAGUCA